AUGAACUUGUUUGAGUUGGAGGAAAUCAGAAUGAAUGCCUAUGAGAACUCCCUGAUCUAUAAGAUGAGAACAAAGGCAGCCCAUGACAAACUGAUCCGCCUUAAGGACUUCAAGGCUGGGGACAGUGUGCUUUUGUAUAACUCCAAGCUAAGGUUGUUUCCCGGGAAGCUAAGGUCGAAGUGGGCAGGACCAUUCAAGAUCCACGAAGUUUUGCCCUAUGGAUCCCUCACUCUGCUCAAUCAAGAGGGGAAGGAGUUCACAGUGAAUGGGCACAGAUGCAAGCCAUAUCUAGGAAUGACCCCCACAGAGGAGAUCAUCACUCCUCUACAAGAUCCAACCCCGGCCUAA
Messenger RNA from Microthlaspi erraticum, 348 nucleotides. The record is from the annotation of a GenBank genome assembly. Lineage: Eukaryota; Viridiplantae; Streptophyta; Magnoliopsida; Brassicales; Brassicaceae.